AAAAUGUGUCAGUUCUUUGCUUUGCAAUCGGAUGUCGGUAAGGUAUAUUCGAUUACUUUUGCCGUCUGAUUCGAUAAUUAUUAUCUUGUUGAAAAUUGAACAUAAUAAUAAUGGCAGCACGCCGCAUCGCUCAAUCCUCGAUUAACUGGUCUGCUCUGGCCGAGCGUGUGCCCGCUAACCAGAAAAGCAGCUUCGGUGCUUUCAAGACAAAAUCGGACAUUUACGUGCGUGCCGUGCUGGCCAAUCCAGAGAAUCCGCCAAAAAUUGAUUGGGCAUACUACAAGAAAUUGAUUCCCGUCUCUGGUCUAGUCGAUAACUUCCAGAAGCAAUACGAGGCGUUGUCCGUGCCAUACCCGAAGGACACUGUUUCCCAGCAGGUUGAUUGCGAAAUCGAGGAGUCGAAGAGCGAGAUUUCCAAGUACAAGAAGGAAUCUGAGCAGCGCAUCCAGAAUUACCAGAAGGAAAUCGCUCAUUUGAAGUCAUUGCUACCAUACGAUCAGAUGACAAUGGAAGAUUAUCGUGAUGCAUUCCCCGAAAGCGCAUUGGAUCCCAUCAACAAGCCCACUUUCUGGCCCCACACACCAGAAGAGCAAGUUGGCUACAAAUCCAAGGAGCAGCUGGAGGCUGAGGCCCAUGGACACCAUUAGGCGCAAUUGUGCAUCUAGUUUAGCAUGAUAUAAGUGUUUUGAUUUAAAUUAUAAACAUUUAUGAAGUGCUAUAAAAAUCUUUAAAAUCGAAAAUAAAAUGAAGAAAUUCGAAACGAUUUUGGUAUCUUGAAUUUGCCGGAAGAUUAAUUUGAUCUAUCAUUAUGUUGGCAUGUAAUUAAAACCGUCAUCUUCAUGCUUAUAUAAAUGCAGUAGUAAAUAAAGUGAUCUUGCAUAUA
Molecule: messenger RNA, 883 nt
Organism: Drosophila mojavensis
Lineage: Eukaryota; Metazoa; Arthropoda; Insecta; Diptera; Drosophilidae
Gene: ATPsynD
Product: ATP synthase subunit d, mitochondrial
Exons: 2
Coding region: 111-647 (178 amino acids)
Biological process (GO): proton motive force-driven ATP synthesis
Molecular function (GO): proton transmembrane transporter activity
Source: RefSeq, a predicted model, not a curated record